Tetrapisispora phaffii CBS 4417 is the source of this 1413-nucleotide messenger RNA. RefSeq names its product protein-lysine N-methyltransferase (gene RKM2). The coding region runs from base 1 to 1413 and encodes 470 amino acids. Gene Ontology annotation, molecular function: protein binding; protein-lysine N-methyltransferase activity. Gene Ontology annotation, biological process: peptidyl-lysine monomethylation; peptidyl-lysine trimethylation. NCBI's taxonomy places the organism in Eukaryota, Fungi, Ascomycota, Saccharomycetes, Saccharomycetales, Saccharomycetaceae. The transcript has a single exon. The record is from RefSeq and is a predicted model, not a curated record.
AUGCAAGCAAAAAUCGAUGCAUUGAUCAGCUGGUUGAAACAAGAUGAAUCUUUUUAUUUAGCACCAAACAUCACAAUACAGGACACAAUAGAAUCAGGUAGAGGUGUGAUAUUGGUAGAAGAUAGUUUGAAUAAGAAUGAUAUCAUUGUCUCUAUACCAAGCUCUCACCAGAUAAACUUUAAUACAAUUGUAUGUCAUUUGUCACAUUUUAAUAAAAAUUUAAGCAUUCCAUCAGUUACAGCUGCAAAGGAUUCUGUAAUUGCAGAUUUAUAUGGUCAUAUCUAUCAAGAUAAAGGACUAGAGGAGUAUGAAGAUAUCAGGUUUGAGAAAUAUAAACUUUUUGCAUCGGAAUUUGUCGAGGGUCUGACAUCUUUCCAACUGGUGAGUUUAUAUAUAUUAGCAGAAUGGAUUUUGUUACCGGUAUGGUCAAAUAAUGAAAUUUCUUCAUUCUGGGAACCAUUUUUUAAUGUGUGGCCAUCGAACCAUGAACUUAGAUCUAUACCAACCAUCUGGAAUUUAUCAGAGAAAACAAAGUUCAAGCAUCUUUUGCCAUUGUUAACAGAUGGGGCAUUAGCUCAUACGAAAAGAAUAUCAUCAUUAAUUGAAAACGACUGGGAAAUUAUAAAACCGAUAAUUAUUAAGUGGUUGGAUAGUACAACGAUAAAAAAUGGAAUGGAUAUAAAUUCCCUUUUUGAAGAUUAUUUGCAUAUUUAUUUUGUCAUUAAUUCAAGAUGCCUCUAUUGUCCAAUUCCUAACAGAGAUGCAGAUAUUGCUAGUAAUUUUACUUUGGUUCCUUAUGUUGAUUUCCUGAAUCAUAAUGAGAAGGUCGGUGAGUUUUGUUAUCCACAUGUAUCAAAUAAGUCGAUUAGUGGAUAUGGAAUUGGCCAAUUCUCAAUUCUUUGUGGUGAUCAUAGUUAUCAAACAAAAAAGGAGGAAAUACUAUUAAAUUAUGGUGCUCAUUCAAAUGAUUUUCUACUUAACGAAUAUGGUUUUGUAAUGGAGAGCAAUUGUUGGAACUAUAUUGAUGUCACUAAAUUUCUGAUUGGAUUAUUCGAAAAUGAUAAUGAAAGUAGACAGUUUUUAGAAGAACACGAGUACUGGGGUGAUUAUACUAUCAAUGAAAAUGAAGUUAGUUAUCGAAUUAUUAUUGCAUUAAGUCUCUUCGCAACAAAAGAUUAUAGAGGAGUAGAAAAAUUAAUGUCAGGUUACAUUUCGGAAGAUAAUUUUAUGCCUAAGGUGAGACCAAUUCUUCUACAAAUAUUAACAACUGUAUUAAAACAUUGUGAGGAAAGGCAUACGGAAUUAAAGGAAGUAGGUACUUUACCAAAUUCUGAUAAAUGGAUUAUUUCUAAUUUAGUAACUAUCAUAAAAGGGUAUGAGGAAAUAUUGAAAGUGCAUAUUGACAAUUUAUAA